CUCUAUAUAAAGUUCCUCAAAGUUUGUAUGUUUUGCUCAACAUAAAACCAAACAAAUUCCUCCUCCUUAAUUAUUUGUGAUACAUUUUUUCUAUCUCAGCUCCAAUAUGAAGGGAGGGACUAAGAGACUUUCUUUGUUGUUUUUAGUUUGCUUUCAUGUUUUUGUAUCGAGUGUGAGUGGAAGAAGUUUGGAAGCAACGAAGGAUGAAGAUGAGAAGUUUCUUUUUGGUAAAGGGGGUGGAUUUGGAGGAGGGUUUGGCGGCGGAGGCGGCGGUGGAGGUGGAGGCGGUGGAGGAGGUGGUGGAUUUGGAGGUGGCGGAGGAUAUGGCGGUGGAGGAGGAUUUGGUGGAGGUGCCGGUGGUGGUGGUGGACUAGGUGGCGGCGGCGGUGGUGGAUUAGGAGGUGGUGGUGGAGGAGGUUUAGGAGGUGGCCACGGAGUUGGUGGCGGCAUUGGUGGUGGACACGGAGUUGGUGGCGGCAUUGGAGGUGGCCAUGGAAUUGGUGGUGGAAUCGGUAAAGGUGGCGGCAUUGGUGGUGGAAUCGGUAAGGGUGGGGGAUUAGGUGGUGGAGUUGGUGGCGGCCAUGGAGUUGGUGGCGGGGUUGGUGGUGGAUAUGGAAAGGGUGGAGGACUAGGUGGUGGCCAUGGACUAGGUGGUGGGGUUGGUGGUGGAUAUGGAAAGGGUGGAGGACUAGGUGGUGGAGUUGGUGGUGGCCAUGGAGUUGGUGGCGGGGUUGGUGGUGGAUAUGGAAAGGGUGGUGGAGUUGGUGGUGGCCAUGGAAUUGGUGGCGGAGUUGGUGGUGGAUAUGGAAAGGGUGGGGGCAUUGGUGGUGGAAUUGGUAAAGGAGGAGGUAUUGGAGGUGGAUAUGGAAAGGGUGGUGGACUAGGUGGUGGAAUUGGCAAAGGAGGAGGUAUUGGUGGUGGAUAUGGAAAGGGUGGUGGAUUAGGUGGUGGAAUUGGCAAAGGAGGAGGUAUUGGUGGUGGAUAUGGAAAGGGUGGUGGAUUAGGUGGUGGAAUUGGCAAAGGAGGAGGGCUAGGAGGUGGAGGAGGUUUUGGUAAGGGAGGUGGAAUUGGAGGUGGCAUUGGAAAGGGUGGAGGAAUUGGAGGUGGAGGUGGCUUUGGAAAGGGUGGUGGUUUAGGUGGCGGCAUUGGAAAAGGUGGAGGAAUUGGAGGCGGAGGUGGGUUCGGAAAGGGUGGCGGUAUUGGCGGUGGAAUUGGGAAAGGUGGAGGAUUAGGGGGCGGAGUCGGAGGUGGAUUCGGUAAAGGUGGUGGUAUUGGAGGAGGAUUUGGUAAAGGUGGUGGCAUUGGAGGAGGGUUCGGUAAAGGCGGUGGCAUUGGAGGAGGAUUCGGUAAAGGUGGUGGCAUUGGAGGAGGAUUCGGUAAAGGUGGCGGAUUUGGAGGAGGAAUAGGCUCUGGUGGCGGCUUUGGUGGUGGUGGUGGAUUUGGAGGUGGUGGAGGUGGCGGCGGCGGGAUUGGAGGACACUACUAAGGUAGAGACUUCAUUUUCUAAUCAAGCACAUGCUACACGAGAGAGAAUUUCAUGCAUGGAGCUGAAUUGGUAUUGUUGCCAAUUAAGAGCCUAAGUAAAAGAUAUACUUGUAUUUCUUAUUUAUCAUUAUCUAUAAGCAUGGUUUGUUGAAUUAUUUGGUGUAACUCAUUCUAUAGUUUCUAGAUAAACUUGCUUAAUUUCUUUUUAAUUAUACUCCAGUAGCUGCUACAAUUGUACUGCUGAUCAUAAUGGAUUCAAUGUACUGUUGUAUUGAUUAAAUAAUCAGUGAACUAGUUGUCAAUUUUAUAUUUAAGUUGUUGCCCUUGUUGGCCCCAAA
Molecule: messenger RNA, 1823 nt
Organism: Chenopodium quinoa (quinoa)
Lineage: Eukaryota; Viridiplantae; Streptophyta; Magnoliopsida; Caryophyllales; Amaranthaceae
Product: glycine-rich cell wall structural protein-like
Exons: 1
Coding region: 107-1486 (459 amino acids)
Source: RefSeq, a predicted model, not a curated record